Molecule: messenger RNA, 1715 nt
Organism: Penaeus vannamei (Pacific white shrimp)
Lineage: Eukaryota; Metazoa; Arthropoda; Malacostraca; Decapoda; Penaeidae
Source: RefSeq, a predicted model, not a curated record
GACGCGUAAAAUAAGUAAUGGGAUUUCUUGUCCUCUGGGGGUAUUGUAUUAAGAUCAUCCAAUUACCAUUAUGUAAAGGUAUUCCGAUCGUCCAAAGAGUAAUAUAAUGCUCUCCCUGUAUUUUGCAAAUGGCUGCCUUUGAGAAAUCCAUCUGAAUAUGAUUCCCUUGUCGAGGAAAACUCUGCUGAAGCUAUAGGACCGCCUGAAUGAGCGAGGCGCCGUCAAUGAAACCGACCCUAAUGUUUCCUGCUUUUUCCGCCGCAGAGUAGAGACGUGUUGCACAUGGACUGGGACGAACUCAGGGACGUCCAGACCAACGGCAUCACCGUGCCGUUCAUCAAGUCGAUCCCGACCAUCAACAAAGCUGCCCUGGUCUUCGACGAGCAGCUGCAGGAGGCCUACGAGAUGAUGCAGCGCCUCGCCGUGGGCAUCGAACAGGUCACGCUCGACCAGGCUCUGUACCAGGGCUCGUUCCUGCAGCAGUUCCGCAUCAUAGAGAACCACAUCGUGACCAUCCUGUGCCAGCUGCACUACGCCAUGGUGCACCGCAACCUGUCGCCCAGCGUCUCCGUCACGAAGGAGAUCAUGGGCGAGGAGUACCGGGACCUGGAGGGCGAGUCGAGCAGGAAUAUGCGGGACGCCGUCAUCGUCAGGGAGUACGACGCGGGUCUCAUGCACCUGAAGGAGGUCUUCUCGGAAUUCCAUAAGGAAGCACCCUGAAGCCUCUCCUCUCACUUCUCGCGUACCUCUCCUCGUUCAUUUUUAAACGUAUUUUUUCUCGCUCUGUUUUCACUUCUCUCUCAUAAGUAACCUCAGCCAGCCAGCGGAUUUCGCUCCGAUGGUAACCAGAAGAGAAAAAAGAAAAUAACCAACGGGUUUCAUAAUUUUUCGGUUUCCCUUCGUCGGGAAGCUGGAGGAAUAGAAAUCUGCGAGAUACUUUGCCGUCACAAAAUUUUAGUUUAAGGAUUUGGUUUCUACAGGCUUCUUCUGUGUCGCCAACUUACAGUAUUGUUAAAACAAAGACAAAUUUUUAUGUCAGACGGUCUGAUCUGGUGUAAACAGAUCAGACCGGAAGGAAGGGCAGUCAGGCACAGCUGAAAUAAUAACUAAAUUCACAUGGAGAUCAGGAAUUUUGUUACUUAAUGUUGUGUAGACAUAAAUUACCAUAGCUGAUAUUACUCUUAUAAGGGAAAUGCAGUCAUUAGUGUACUUAUUUUAUGAAAACCAUUACAUAUUCAUGUGAAUUAGAAUAACCUGUGAUAUAAUUUAUUAUGUAACUUAUAGUAUUUAUUCGUUAUUUUAUUAUUAUUCUUUUUGAGCAGUUUGUUCCUAUGGUGUCAGUCAACCUUGCUCAAAUUAUUGCCAUUAAUAUUUGUUUUCUUUACUACUGUUUUGUUACAUUUUAUUUUCUUUGCGAAGCUGUUUUUAAUAGUGUUCUUGUAUGUGAACUUGUAAUAAUUUUCGAGUCGAGUAAUCGCGCGCGAGCGCGCAGCUCGCUUGAGAGACAUUCGAUUCUCACCCAAACAUCAGUCCAGGCGGGAGUGAAGUCUCCCCGCCGGGGAUGUCUCUCGCAUCUCAAACUAGAUUCUCAAAUAUAUCUUAAGAUUUAUCGGUAAUGCAAACUGGAAGACAGAUCUGAGGUGUGUGUAUAUAUAUAUGUAUAUAUAUUUAUAUACGUAUGUAACCAUGCAUGUAUAUGUGUGUAUAUGUAUAUG